AUUUGCGCGGCGGAGUAACAUGCAACUUGCGCGUGCCGACUUGCAAUUUGCUUUGCUCCUGCGAACAUCUCAGCAGAAUUUACUUUCGUGAUGGCUCGGGAGUGGCGGUACUGAACCGUCGGCGCAAUGCCGCUAAUGCUGUUCAUGGUUGUGGCUCGCUGGGCUGCGGCUCGCGCGCAGGCUGGCGUCUAUCAUGAGGGUGUCGACUUGCUUCAACGGCGGCUGGACCUGGAACAAACCAACCUAUGCAACUCCCCAAUUGCUCCGGAGGACACCAUCAGGCCCAUUGAGGAGGUCGCGUCCCUCCGCGGAGAGGAUGGCUGGUGCUAUUUUGGCAGUACGGGACUAUGGGCAAGAAAUUGCGGCCUGAGCCGCCGGAGCAAGAAUAUGAUGGUUUUUGUUUUGACCUAUGAGGUGGGUUAUAUCCCCGUUCUCGCUGGCCCCUGGGCCACCGAGAAAGCUCUCUUUUUUGAGGAUGGGCGCAGGAUGACCCUGCGAGAUCAUGAUAUGCCCUUAGACGAUGCCUAUUGCUUCGUGAAUGGCUGGUACAAUCUUCCGCGGGCACAGGUUGUGAAGAAUUUCACUUUUCUGGAAGAGGUGUCGGAAGCAGCUUGCAAAGACUUGGAAAAGAAAGUGCCAAAUUAUCACAGUAUCACACUAUCGGACAUUUACGCAGAGGCCGAUCAAUCUCAAGCAAUUCUGGUGGAGUUGAUGGCGAGCAGUUCUCCUGUGGUGUAUGCGAACCAGACGUUGCUUGACAAUAUGUAUUUUCAUGCUGCAACCAAAUGCGCGCUUGGAGGACGCUUCGGGUUUUGCAUAGCGUGGCCAGGUUGCUGUUGGCUAGGCCAAAGAUUGCAAGCGUUCCUGGCACACAGCGGCAAGCAGGCAAAGAUAGGGCAAUGUGCUGCUCGCGGAGUGCUCCGGAGGCCGAGGAGCUCUCUGUGACAUUGCCAAUUGCGCGGAACGCGGCUGUUUGGUCGGGGGCAAGUUGCGCUACACUGCCCGGGGCGAAUGCCCUCUCAUUGUGUAGGCCAAGGCACGAAGCUGGCUGCGCUGGCAUUUUCGUGGCUGCUUGAGCC
This is a messenger RNA of Effrenium voratum, 1079 nucleotides long. The record is from the annotation of a GenBank genome assembly. Lineage: Eukaryota; Dinophyceae; Suessiales; Symbiodiniaceae.